AUGUUACACCAUAAGUGUACUAAUGGGUUGAGUAACAAAGCUUUUGACGAGUAUUGUACUAUAUUACAGUCCACGAAAGCUUUUCUAGAUAGCAGUAUCCCUAAGAAUUACUAUGAAGCAAAAAAACAAAUUCGAGAUCUUGGUGUGGAAUGUAUUAAAAUAGAUGUAUGCCCAAAUGAUUGUAUGUUAUAUUGGAAGGAUAAUCGUGAUAAGGAAAGGUGCGACGCCUGUGGUGAGUCUAGAUGGAUAUCAGGUACUUGUCAAUCUGGAGAAAAAGAAGCAAGUGGAAAACAGAAAGUCAAGAGAAAAGUUGCCAGGGUUUUGAGAUGGUUUCCGUUAAUACCACGGCUUCAAAGGUAUUAUAUGGACCCUAAAACCGCAGAGGAUAUGAUAUGGCAUGAUAAAGAGCGUACCAAAGAUGGUGUUUUAAGGCAUCCGGCAGACUCGCAAUGUUGGAAAACCUUGGACGAAAAGCAUCGGGUAUUUGGUUCAGAACGUCGCAAUGUUAGACUCGGGUUGGCAAGUGAUGGGUUCAAUUCUUUUGGUGUUAUGGGUACUGGUCACAGUACAUGGCCAGUCUUUGUUACUUCUUAUAAUUUGUCACCAGAGAAGUGUAUGAAGCAACCCUAUUUUAUCAUGUUUCUGCUUAUUCCUGGGCCUAAGGGUCCUGGGAAUAAUAUUGAUGUAUACUUACAGCCACUAAUCGGAGAGCUAAAGGAAUUGUGGGAAAUGGGAAUUGAGACGUAUGAUGCUUAUUCCAAGCAGAACUUCCAAAUGCGUGCAACUCUCUUAUGGACUAUUAAUGACUUUCCAGCAUAUACCAACCUGUCAGGAUGGAGGCACCGGAGAUUCUUACCUAUUGGUCAUCCGUUACGAAGAAACCUGAGCUCUUUUAAUGGCCGCAGAGAACAUGAUAGUGCACCAAAACCUUUAAGCGGUGAGGAUGUUCUUCGGCAGUUCCGUGGUUAUCAUCAAAUCACUUUUGGCAAGGAAGAACAUGCUGUGUGUGGGGAGAAAAGAAGGAGGGAUGACAAUGAGCUGCCUUAUAAUUGGAAGAAGAUAAGCAUUUUCUUCGAACUACCUUACUGGAAAGAUCUUCUCUUACGACACAAUAUUGAUGUGAUGCAUACCGAGAAGAACAACAGUGAGAGUUGGAUAGGGACACUGUUGAACAUAGAAGGUAAGACAAAAGAUAACUUGAACGCUCGGGAAGAUUUGAAAGUAGUGGGUAUACGUGGACCACUUCACCCUGAAGCUUUGGGGAACAACAAAUUCUACCUUCCUCCAGCAAAGUAUACCUUGUCUUUGGCGGAGAGGAGGAAGAUUUGUCAAUUCUUGCGUGACAUAAAGGUACCCGAUAGUUAUUCAUCGAAUAUUUCGCGGCACGUUCAGGUACAAGAAUGCAAGAUUCCCGGGCUAAAGAGUCAUGACUGGCAUGUUCUCAUGCAACAACUUUUUCUUGUUGCGGUGCGUGGUAUCUUACACGAUGACGUGACUAGAGUUUUAGUUGAGUUUUCUGAUUUUUAUACUCAAUUAUGCUCCAAGACAUUGAGAAUCGAAGAUUUGGAGGCGCUUAAAAAAAUGUAUCUCACUUUGUGCAAAAUGGAGAUGAUAUUCCCUCCUUCGUUUUUCGAUAUUAUGACACACUUGCCUGUUCAUAUAGCAAGAGAAGCUAUAAUUGCUGGACCUGUUCAUUACCGGUGGAUGUAUCCAAUCGAACGGUACUUGUACACCUUGAAAAAGUAUGUGCGAAAUAAAAGUCAACCUGAGGGAUCGAUUGCACAAGGGUAUCUUGCUGAUGAAUGUCUGACAUUUUUCUCCAGAUACUUGAGUGCUGAGAUUAAUACAAAGUUCAACCAGAUAGGGAGAAAUAGUGAUGGUGAUGGUGCGACGACAUCUAGUCAUGAAUCGCCUAUCUUUGAAGACGCAUGUCGUUCUUUAGGGAAACCAAUUUUCCGAACUUUAUCUGACAAUGAGUGGGAGGAAGCCCGAAUGUAUGUGUUGAGUAAUUGUGAUGAAAUUCUUCCGUUCAUCGAGUAA
Molecule: messenger RNA, 2040 nt
Organism: Papaver somniferum (opium poppy)
Lineage: Eukaryota; Viridiplantae; Streptophyta; Magnoliopsida; Ranunculales; Papaveraceae
Exons: 3
Coding region: 1-2040 (679 amino acids)
Source: RefSeq, a predicted model, not a curated record